AUUUUAAUGAUUUUUCUGAAAUUGGUUCUGGAGGUUAUGCCUUAGUUUAUACUGCACAUUGGAAAAACACUACAACAAAACUUGCAAUUAAAGAAUUGUAUAAAAGUUCAAUGAAAGAAAUUGAAGAAAUUAUUUUAAACGAGGUUUAA
This is a messenger RNA of Funneliformis caledonium, 149 nucleotides long. NCBI's taxonomy places the organism in Eukaryota, Fungi, Glomeromycota, Glomeromycetes, Glomerales, Glomeraceae. The record is from the annotation of a GenBank genome assembly.